Pongo pygmaeus (Bornean orangutan) is the source of this 523-nucleotide messenger RNA. RefSeq names its product theta defensin subunit A-like. Bases 1 to 408 code for a protein of 135 amino acids. NCBI's taxonomy places the organism in Eukaryota, Metazoa, Chordata, Mammalia, Primates, Hominidae. The transcript is spliced from 3 exons. The record is from RefSeq and is a predicted model, not a curated record. Gene Ontology annotation, cellular component: extracellular region; extracellular matrix. Gene Ontology annotation, biological process: innate immune response in mucosa; antibacterial humoral response; cellular response to lipopolysaccharide.
AUGGUAGCCUUCUUGUUGCUGCAGGGUGCUGAGGCAGUUCAGGGGUCCAGGUACCCAAUGAGACACUGCAUAGAUGGGGAAGCCCACGCAGAACCCCGCGAGGACAGAGUCACCCCAGCCAUGAGGACCUUCGCCCUCCUCACUGCCAUGCUUCUCCUGGUGGCCCUGCAGGCUCAGGUGGAGCCACUCCGGGCAAGAGCUGAUGAAACUGCAGCCCAGGAGCAGCCUGGAGCAGAUGAUCAGGAAAUGGCUCAUGCCUUUACAUGGGAUGAAAGUGCCGCUCUUCCGCUUUCAGGCUCAGGGAGAGGCUUAAGGUGCAUUUGCAGACGAGGAAUUUGCCGUUUGUUACAACGUCGCUAUGGGUCCUGCGCCUUUCCUGGUAGAUUAUACAGGAUCUGCUGCCGCUGAGCUUGCAGAAUCAAGAAAAAUAAGCUCAGAAUUUACUUUGAGAGUUAAAAGAAAUUCUUGUUUUUCCUGUACCUUGUCCUCCAUUUCCUUUUCUCAUCCAAAAUAAAUACCUUGU